Exaiptasia diaphana is the source of this 4491-nucleotide messenger RNA. RefSeq lists its product as uncharacterized. The transcript is spliced from 4 exons. Bases 928 to 4386 code for a protein of 1152 amino acids. Lineage: Eukaryota; Metazoa; Cnidaria; Anthozoa; Actiniaria; Aiptasiidae. The record is from RefSeq and is a predicted model, not a curated record.
AAUAAUUAUUAAGAGCGAAUGUCAGCAAGCUCCAAACAUAUCGUGGCAAGUGUUGAAAAAUCGAUUUGGCCCAAACUUUCAUAUGUUGUAGCCUAAUGUAUACCUAUCACCACUAUGUAGUUUAUUAGUGAAAAUAGCUUUUGGUUUUCGAGAUAUGGCGYCGAGAGUCGGGGUCGGUCAAUAUGCUAAUUAGAUCACUUUCAAAACAACACAAUUGAAUGACCUCGUAUUUCAAAAAUAGUUGACCUCUAAGGCUUCAAUGUWUAUAGGCGUUUAGUACAUCAUCUCAAGUUACGGCARUCAUAGUUUGAAGUGGUUUUAUUCAAAAUUAAUUUUUUGGUGAAUUUAUUACUUAGUAGUACUUUUUUCGACCUCAAAAGUGUGUCCAAAAUAAACGCAUUUUUUCACAUGUCCGAUAUGACAUUAUUCAAUGAUACUUAGGCUAUUGAAAGUCGAUAGAAUACUUAUUCUUUUGAUGUAAAAAAAAGUUUGUGCUUUUGCUUUGAUUUUGUGUAGUGACCGUUUAAACUUGACACAUUUUCGAGUUUUUCGUAGUUGAAAUUUACAAGUCUAGACAAUAUUUACUACGACAAACUUGCUUUGUUUUUGAAAUAAAUUAAAAAAAAGGCGAUUAAAAUUGCUUUAGACUUUCCUAAGCUAUUGAGGCUACGAAUGACAAAAAUAUUUGGAUGAAAAUUAUUGUAUAUAAGAGAGCCCCCAAGAGGAAGACAAAUUAACCUUUUCAAUAAAUAAGUUUUUAUCRCUACAUGAGUAAUAAGUACAGAGACCCAAAAUGGCUUUAAAGCUAGAAAUAGUUUGUUCGUAAAGAGUUGAGCGGUUGAAAUUAGAUAUCACGAUUCAGCAAAUCGAAGGGUGAGCCAGUAUUGGGUUUCACGUCCCAUCUCAUGCAUCACAGCAAGAUCAGUCAUGGAGGUCUGCUGUUCUUUUAAAUCGCUUGUCGGAGGUGCUUGUGGAUUGCUUCGAAAAGAUAGGAUUGCUUCAAAUGUAGAAGUUAUACCGUUUUUAAAUUGUUYCAAAGAUAUUUCAGAUCACUUGAGUCGUUGUAAGUUUACUGGUCCUGAAGAUGAAGUCGAUUUAAUUUUGUGUCGCGCGGGUCUGUUUACCGUUCCUAAAAACGUGGAUAGUAUGACGAUAUGCCCAAGUCAUCGAUCGAAUCUUGGUGUGGGAUGGAGCCGUGGGGCAAAUAUAAGAUGUCGAGUACCAUUGGAGUUUGCAGAUCAUAAUAUCAAGAAAACAGGCAAGCGACAAAAGUUGYCUAAAGGGGACAGAGGGGUAACAAAAAACAUUUCUAAAAUGUUAUUGAGAAAGACUGGAAUAUUCGUCCAAGUAGGCUCAGCAAUGUGCACAAACUGUAUUAAGAAGACAACUAAAUUACAGCAAUCGAAAGACCAGUUAUCUACCUUAACAGAUGCCUUAGGUGAUCUUAGUUUGGAUAGUGAAGUUGUAUUCAAGCUACCACCUGAUCAACAACCUGAUCAUCCACCUGACACUCCUGGCAGUGUUUACCAACCUCCCKAUGAUUCUCUUAAUGAAUCCCAGGCUGAUGUGUCUAACCUGACUACCCCACGAGAUUUGCUUAACCAGUUUCUUGCUUCGAGAGACCUAAGUCCCAUUAGAUAUACUUUGUCUACAGCAUGGGAAGACGCAGCCCCGCGAAMAAAGAGAUUUCAUACAAGAAAAGCUAAGCAAGUUAUCGACGCAUGCCUCCAAGAAAUUUCCCCCGAUGACCACCAUAGUCUUUUUUACAGUGUGCAGCAGGCAAGAGACUUGUCCAAUGAYAUUGACUCUGUUCUGAUUGACGCCCUGGCUGAAUKUUACCAGAAUGCAUUACACUGGAGUACACGAAGGCAGAUCCUUUCAAUAAUAGCUGAUAAAGUUCCAUACAAGAUGCUUCUACAAUGGAUACCAGAUUUGUCCAGAUAUCGAUAUAAUAUUGCGCGGCACCAUCGUCUCCUUCAUGGUAGAGGGGCAGUUAUUCCCACCCAAUCGACAACACGAAUCUAUGUAGACCUAGGAAAGCUUGAUCAUUUCCUAACAUUCAUCACAAGCAGCCAUGUUGUCCAAGAAAUCCCUUACGGUGAACGUUCUUUAAAGCUAUCUUCAAACACCAACAUUAAAGUAYCUAAUGUCAUCAGAACCAUGAUUCCCGAGCAGAUCAUCAGACAGUACRAAAGCCAUUGCAGUGAGAUAAAGAUUGUACCCCCUAGCAGAAGCACCUUGCACAGGAUUCUGAAAGUUUGUUCAGCAUCAGUUAGACGAUCACUGCAAGGUUUGGAUAACUUUUCGGCCGAAGGUGCAAAUGGGUUUGAUGAACUAGAAGAAAUUGUAGACAAACUUGGAGAUGAUUAUAGCAAAGGUCUUACAUGGUCAAAAACCCAAAAUGAAAGGCUACGAGCUGCAAAGCGAUAUCUCAAGAGUGAUUUUAAGGUCCAUGUAUCUGAGUCAUCCACCGUAGCUGAUCAUUGUAGACCGUAUGCCCUAAGCACUGCCGAUGACGAUGACUACCUAUCAGAAUGUGACCACUCCCAUAAUGACGUAUGUGAUCGAUGUAGCAUACUACCYGACGUUGUUUGCGAGCUAUAUUCUUCAAUCGAAAACCUUGAAGAUGAUGUCAAAGAUGACUUGAAGUAUUCCAUUGGACAGGCUGUUGAUAAGAUCACUGCUUGGAAAGCACACCUUCUGAGGUCCAUUAACCAGGAUCAAGCAAGGCUAGACAUGAUUAAAAAUCUUGACCAAACAUCUACACUUUUGAUACUCGACUGGGCCAUGAAAUUUCUUCCUAGAAAGUUUCGUGAGUCCCAGAGAGAUUGGUUUGCSAAACGGGGUAUUAGCUGGCAUAUCACUGUGGCCAUAAGGAAAAGCGAAGAAGAUAACAUUCAAAUGCUUUGCUUUGUUCAUGUUUUUAGAAAGUGCRCCCAAGAGAGUGAGACUGUKCUUGCAAUUUUAGAUGAUGUUUUCUCCCAGCUAAGAUCUUUGUCGCCURCAAUUACAACAGUGUCGCWGAGAUCGGAUAACGCAGGCUGUUAUCACUCUGCGUUAGUGCUACUGUCAGUUCGACAAAUUGCUGAAAAGAACAGCAUCCAUCUAACAAGAGUAGACUUUUCAGAUCCCCAAGGKGGAAAGGGAGCAUGUGACCGUAAGGCCGCGACCAUAAAGAACCGCAUGAAGAUUUACCUUAAUGAAGGCAAUGAUGUAGAGACUUCUGACCAGAUGGUGGUUGCAAUGGAAUCAGGUGGUGGGUUACCGGGCGUCAGGGUUAAUCUUUGCGGCGAGCAGACGUAUAGUACCACGUGGAAUGACAAAUGGGAGGGAAUCAGUUUUCUUAACAAUGCUGAAUACACUCAAGAUGGCAUAAGAGUAUGGAAAGCAUACCAAAUUGGCCCAGGAAAAUACAUUCCUUGGAACGAAUUUAAUCUACCGAGUUCUUUUCCAGAAUUAAAUUCUGUUAACCGUCAAGAAACUGUCCAGAAAGCAGUCUUCACUGAUAUAACAGUACGAUCAACCAAGAAAAGAAGUGAGGCUCGUAGAGAUGAAGAUACCUCAACCAACUUGCCUAUGGACAGUUCAGAUGAUGAGGAGAGUUUGUUUUUCUGCACAGAGGAAGGCUGCGUAAAGUCAUACCAAAGGUUGUCUUCUCUUCAAAGGCAUCUCGACUGUGGUAACCAUAAGUACGCCCUAGAGCGAGAAACYCUCUACGACAAGGCUAUGAUGUCAUAUGCUGCUAAGCUAGAGGAAGGUGCUACUUCAAAUGUGCCUGAGAUACAUGACGAUACUACCCUCAGACGCACAAACCACAAMGCACUUACCAUGGGAUGGGCACUGAAGAGUAGUAAGUCACACAAACGCUUCACGGACAAACAAAAGAAGUACUUGCUAGAGCUGUAUGACCUCGGAGAAAAAACAGGACGAAAGGCGGAUCCUGCUGAAGUAGCAAGAGGUAUGAGGAAGGCGAGGCAUGAAAAUGGAGAAACCAUGUUCAAACCACAGGAAUAUCUCACAUCACAACAGGUAUCAGGGUUCUUCUCGCGYGAAACAGCAAGGCGAAGGAAGGCCCGUCAAGAUUUAGAUAGCACAGAGCAAGAUAAAGAUAUGCUCGAAAGAGAGCGGGAAGUCCUAGUACAAGAAAUGCAAAGAGAAGUUAUUGAUACUGUGACUAUUCAGCACCCAAUAACAUGCGGGACAUACAAUUUGUGCGAUCUCGUAGCUAGCAAUAAGCUUGCUAAACUCUCAAUACCAACACUUCAAGAUAUUUGUGUUACAAUGGGAAUGGACAUAAUGGCAAUUAAGGUCAGGAGGAAGAAACCGUAUGUAGAGCUCAUAUUUAGCUUAGUUUCCAAGUGCGCUUGCCAGGGAAAAGUUCAAUAAGGUAUGAAAUCAGAGUUGUUUGCAAUAACCCGCRUAUCGUACAAGGAAUCGGAAAAAAAUUAUUUAGGUUGCGGCUUUAGUCUUGCAAGCUGUUUAUUUCCAAGA